AUGUGCAACUCAAGUAAAUCAGUCGUAGUGCAAAGCUGUCUGCUGCUAUUUUUAUUAUACGGAUUUAUACUGAUUGACGGACAAGAAACUCAGUCCACACAGAAAAUUGCCUACCCCAACACAAAACUAUUUCAGGGAAAUAUUUACUACCCUAACACUGAGCUUCCACUAUACAGAACAUUUCAAGAUAAGAUAGAAAGUGUUUCUUCAACCACAACUUUUCCAAAUAUUUUUUUAGAGGCUGAUUACUCUUCCAAGAACCGCCUGAAUAGAUCGAGUUUUGGUGUACGCAGACAAACAGAUCACUUGGGCAGAAGAAUUCGGCUACCCCGUCGGAAAAAGCACUAAAAAUUUUGUCAC
This is a messenger RNA of Drosophila subpulchrella, 360 nucleotides long. RefSeq lists its product as uncharacterized. The coding region runs from base 1 to 348 and encodes 115 amino acids. The transcript has 4 exons. The record is from RefSeq and is a predicted model, not a curated record. Lineage: Eukaryota; Metazoa; Arthropoda; Insecta; Diptera; Drosophilidae.